Messenger RNA from Pieris brassicae (large cabbage white), 2214 nucleotides. RefSeq names its product novel acetylcholine receptor chaperone. The transcript has 4 exons. The coding region runs from base 310 to 780 and encodes 156 amino acids. The record is from RefSeq and is a predicted model, not a curated record. Gene Ontology annotation, biological process: positive regulation of protein localization to cell surface; chaperone-mediated protein complex assembly. Gene Ontology annotation, cellular component: endoplasmic reticulum. NCBI's taxonomy places the organism in Eukaryota, Metazoa, Arthropoda, Insecta, Lepidoptera, Pieridae.
CGCGCCGGCGCGCGUCGUAACUAACUGAAUCUCGCAAGUUGGAAAUAAUUUCAUUUCACUUGAUUUCAAUUGCGUUGUGUCGCUACAUUUUUUAAAAAUUAAUGCAUAAUUACAGCAAAUAUCUAACGUGUUUAUAAUUUGGUUUAAUAAUUAAAAAGUGACCAUUGAAAAAUAUAUAUUAUUUUUCUCGGAAUCUCUUAACAAAGCAUAUUAUACGCCUAUUGAAAAUUAAAUUAGGUUGUGUAGUGUUCAUUGGUAAAUCGAAAGAAACUAAUUAACAAUAAUAUUGUACAGUGUUAUAUAUUUAUAAUGGGGUCGAUUGUGUUAAAAAGUUUAUCUAUUCUUCUGGGAUUGUUCUUCAUAUUUAUGGGUAUUACGAAGAUUUCUCCAUUUAUUUCAAAGGAAUUGCACAAGGAAUUGCGAAAGGAGUACGUUAGAUAUGCGAAAGUGUUUCCGUUGAGCGAGAUGCUGGAUUUUAAAGUUCCGUCCAAAUGGUACCGACGGACCAUCGGGGGAUGUGAAAUACUUUUUGGAAUAAUUCUCGCUCUUAUACCACAUCAGAGGAUAAAAAACGCCGCAAACAUUGGUCUAAUCCUACUGAUGGUGCUGGCGACGUACUCGCACGUGGCAAUCAGCGAUCCCUUCGACCGAUCCGCACCCACCAUCGUCUUCUUCUUCAUGCUUUGUGGGAGACUGGUUGUUUGGUAUCAAACCCAUCGUCGAGAAAUGCUGGAGAAGUUAUCCGCGGCACAAAACGGCAACGGUCUUAAGAGAGAUUGAUAUUAUUUUGUGGUCGAAUACAUUUAACUUUUUUUGCGUUUUCUCCAUCGGUAUACUGAGCGUUCCUUUUCAGCAGUUUCGUUUGUCGCACCUAGGUCCGGAUAAGCGAACGGGUAGGUUGUCGAAUACGAAUUUAUUAAUGUUACUUCAGUGUUCGUAUUUUUUCGUGUUUCUAGGAUUAAACGCACUGUGAUUUUGGUCUAGUCACUUUAAUUUCUAAUGGUUCCUGACGAUCCUAAAUUGUCACCUAAUCAAUCAAUAAAGAAAUCGAGUCUUAGCUGUAUGUAAAUAUUAAAACGUUUGUGAAUAUUACUCAAUUUAAACAAAUAUAAAUAGCGAAUAAAUUUGUCAUCAUCAUAAUAUUUGGUGACAAAAUGCCACUAUAAUGACGGUAGGCCUUUAACUCAUACCGAUGUUGGAAAGAUUCGUCCAAUCGUUUGAGUCAUUAUUACUAUUACUAAGUAGUCACUGAGCUCAUUAUUCCACGACCCGAGUAACAAUAAUUGUAGGUCUACGUCAUUUGUUUUCAGUUUACUAAUCAUGCAUCAUUUUAUAAACUUUGAAGGUUUCGUUGAACAGAAGUUAUAUUACUUUAAGUGUGAUUGUUGUACGAUAUACUAGAGUAGGCUAUUUGUAUGACUGUAACGUUACCUACUUACUGUCUCGUAUUUACCAAUUACCAGACGCCAGUGUGUGACGGAUGGGGUUUCCCCUUUAGCUUUAUGUGAAAUGAGUGUAUUGUGGUGUAAUUUCUGACUAAGUAGUCAUUAAUUAGAUUUAGAUUAAUCAUUUAAUUAGAUAUAAUCGUAGGCUAAUCGCUCUGAGUUUGCUCAAUACAAACGCAACAGCCUCGACAUUUGGAAACUUGAAAGGAAUUUAUAAACGCACAAAAGUCCUAUAGAGUUUCAUUUUCUGCUCUCCUCCCGUUCACUUGUACUAAACAUUAUUAUAAUUUGUAAUUUACGGUAGAGAAAAAUGUUACCAAAAUAACACACUGUAUUAAGUAGGUACCCAUUGAGAUUGAUAUACGUAGAUGGCACAUAUAGCCAAUUAAUAAUAGAGAUGUAGUAUGAAAGCUGUAAGAUGUAAUAUGUAAGUAUGAAAGCUUACGAUGGCCGAAGGCUCCUUUGUGUUGUAGUUUUGUACUUUUAAAUACACGUAUUGGAAUUCGCACAUCAAUCUAACAAUGGAAAUCCAUAUUUUAUUAUUUAUUUUAAAAUUUAUUACUAUCUCCCUAGGAAAAGAAUAGCCUAUUGGCUGUGGUUAAAGUGUGUUUGUGUGUGAUGAAUAGGUAGACAAGAACGAUCAUGAGUGGUUAUUAGUUUUAUAUAAGAGUAUCACUGCCUGAUGUUGAAAAUUAGCAAUCAUGUAAUUUUUUUUAUUAAGAAAUUGAAUUUAAGCUUUUCGUGUACAAUAAAAAAUUAGUUAACAUAC